Molecule: messenger RNA, 696 nt
Organism: Colletotrichum costaricense
Lineage: Eukaryota; Fungi; Ascomycota; Sordariomycetes; Glomerellales; Glomerellaceae
Exons: 3
Coding region: 1-696 (231 amino acids)
Biological process (GO): mycotoxin biosynthetic process
Source: RefSeq, a predicted model, not a curated record
AUGAUGGACCCAAAGUCCAAGUACUCUCAGCUCCAGAGUCAAGAAGCAGACGACGGAAAUUCUGAAGAAGAAACCGUGUAUCCAGACAUAUCAGCAAGACCCUACAGGCUAGCUUCUCUGACCACUCUUCUACUGGUAUACUGCGCCUGUACCACGUCACUCAUUCUCGCAGCUGUGGCAUUCGCUCUCACCUCACCCGACGGUGUUUUCCAUCACAAGGCACAAUCCAGUCCUUUUCAAAUUGAGGCAGUCUUUGGUCGGAGUUGGGCUCACAUGUCGCUUGAUCCCAAGUACGACGGCCUCUGGGAAGACGUUGAAGGAGAUUCCGGCUCCAUCAUAUUCAACCUCACAGAUCCCGCACAAGGUAGCAUGGGUAUGAGCGCCACCAUCGCCAUGUUUCACCAACUCCAUUGCCUCUCCAUAUUUCGAAACGUCCUGCAAGAAGCCCAUCGAGGGGUUGACCCGGGACUAGACUGGAACGACCACGAUCACUGGCCGCAUUGCCUUGACUAUAUGCGCAAGAGCAUUCUUUGCGCAGCGGAUGGUACGAUAGAGCAGCAGCCGAUUCUGCCCAACGGUACAAUCGCGCCUUUCAUUGAUGGCUCUCAGGAUGUUCGGCAUUGUGGUGAUAACAGGCGCCUGAUAAAGCAAAUGAAGACGUACGGCAAGACUGUUAUAACUAAACCGUUCCCGUAG